ACAUUUUGUUAGCUUUCAGUCAGGGUUCAAUUCUUAGAAUGUGGAUAUUUGCCUCUCACAAUGGGAUAUUACAUCAUGGUUUAGUUUGUUUUUCUCUUUAACAGGCUACCAGUGAAGAUACGAUAUAGACCAUGUAAACCAUAGCCAGUACCUUUGAAAGACUUUCUAUACAAACAUUAUUUCAUGGAAGUAUUUAAAAUCUUUAGGAUUUAUUUGGAAUGGAAUCAAUACCGAACUAACUUUGAUUGAUUUGCAGUUGAGCACUUUAUUUAUUUAUUUAUUUACUUAUUUUUGCCUUGUCAUCAUUUUUUGUCUAAAGCACUUUUACCAAAGUUCCUCCCAAGACAGUUCUAGAAAACUUCAGUCUGUUUCACAGUUUAUGCUUCAAGGUUUCAUUGGACACUGCUUAAUUGGGUUUUGGCCUGAAGGGCUUGUGGCAUAAUGACCUGUUACCUGAGUACCUCAGCCCGCUUCACCUGGUUUUGCCAGACUCUUAUAUAGCCAAAUAAUAUUGGUAAUGAUGUGCCCAGCCUGCUUAGAUUAAUACUUACAUACUUUAUAUGGUAAAACAUAAGAAUAUAACAGCUUUCUGGUUUUAAUGAACCCUUUUACACCCAGUUUCCUUUCGACACGAAUAAUGUAAUGUAAACCUCACAAAUAUAAUCUUUCCGUCUUUUUUUUAAAACUUACAGCAAAACUAUGGCAAAACCGGAUUCCCAAUGGCUUCCUGAUGGCCUUUAACAAGGAAUCGGUGGAUUUUCUCUGAAUUCUUUUGCAUUUAAAUUGAUAAUUUCAUGGCCAUUACAAUGGAUGCUAAGUCUGAGGGCUUUCCUAGUAAUGAUUCAGUUUCAGUUCAUUUACUUUAUAUAAAUGUACAGUGCUGUUUAGGUGCUAGUACAGUAGGUAAAUAUACUUCCUUUGUAGCUGUGACCUCAGUUAAUGCAAUUAACCUCAUGUUUAAUUGCUGUUAAUUAAUGUUGUUUAAGGGAACCAUAUAUCCUUGAACUAACCAACAAGACACAUGAUUGUUUAUAUGUAUUGUAAAAGCAUAAACCAUAGUGAUUUGAAGAGACGUGAUUUAACUAGUGCACAUUCAAGGAAAUACCCGUGUAAUUAUAAAUUGCUUUGUGAUGAUAGUGUUGUAUUAACCGUGUAAUUUUUCCUUGUCUUUUCAACCGAAUAAUUCAGAGUAUUUAGGAAGGAAGACGUAGACUAAUGCCGUAAAUACCUUUAUUCAUUCGCUCUUGGGGUCAUGUGUAAUAUUCAGUGUGUUUGUGAGACCGAAUGCUAUAAGUAAAACAGCUAUCAGGAAGUUCCUCAUAAUUAGGGAAUGAGAAAGUGCUGUACUCACACUAUACCAUUGUUGUACACGUUCACAUAAUCUAUAAUAGAGUUUGUAGUCCAGUGCCCAGGAACUAGCUUAUCUUAUAUCUGUAUAAACAUUAACAAAUUGAGAAACACCAAUAAGCAGCUGUUUAAAAGUAAAACGUUUAACACAUUAAGGAAAAGGUGUAAUGCAAAGGUUAGAAAAAACCAUAGUGCUUUGUCAUCUGUCAUCAUUGGAGCUGUACAAAUGGUGUGGUGAAUCAUAUUGUCACAAAGCUGUUAUUCAUCGUAGAAUUACAGCUGUCUGAAGAAGAAAGAAAUUUAACAGCAUGUUUACUCAGCAACUGAAAACUCAGUAUAUCCUCAUAAGACUGAUUUAAUUUAGACUGUAAACAGGAAGCAAGGCUAGGACAGUUCCCCAAACUCACCGCUGGAGGUAACACAACACUAAACCAGACUUUCUUUUAUUGUGUUUUGCCUCAACAUAUGAUGACAAAACUGAGGUGCAAUUGGCUUAUUAUGUUGCUUCUGAUAACAGGAUAUACUUAUCCUUUGUCAUUCAACUCACCCUCAGAUUUAUUUUUUGGAUAUGUCUUUUUUGCUAAUUACAUCUCUUUGAAAACCCUUUUCUAUCGGAAACUGGAUACUCAAUGGCGACGCAAUGGCAACAACAAACCAAUUUUAUUCCAAUUUUUGGAUUUAAAUGAAUCAUGUUCGUGUCUGACUGCUUCAAUACUAAUGAUUCAAUUAGUUUCUGACAGCACCAUAUGCAGAUCUAUUGCUUUAAUGAACUCACACCACAUGAAACUAUGUCACUAUCCAGGCAUCCUGUUUGUCAGUUUAUUUUUAUUUACAAUUUUGUCUUUUAUGCUCAUUUAUUCAGCGAUACAUUCAUCCUCAAAUCCAUAUGCUGGUAUGGUUAUGUAUGGCUGAAUAUUCUCCCAGGUCAAACUGAUAUAUUCUUUUUCUGUGCAAAAGUCUUGUCUUUGUCUUUGACCUUUCUUCGACCUCUUGCUAUGAGUCACAUGGUUGUCCACAUGACUGCACAGUUAAUAACUGCUAAAAGGCAUUUAUUCAGCUCACGCUGAAUUUCUGAACACAGGUGGGCUGAGGAACUCGAGGCUCUGAAAGGCACUAACACUAUCACAUGUACUGUACUCUUACUCCGAUAUUGUGUAGGAUGUAGCCUGGUUCACAGAUUUGGGGGAACAGUGUACGAGAUGGAAGGGUUUAUUUAUUUUUUUUGGACAGUUGAAGAUUGGGAAAACAUUGCUUAAUUCAUUGGCUAAAUCUUUGUGCCUACUGUAGCAUCAAAUUUCCUUAUGGUGACUGAGAAUAGUGGAACCUGAUGUGGCCUGCUAAUGUUGAAACCCAUCCUACUUAAGAUUCAAAGCAAAUGUGCAUUCUGAGAUGUUUUUCUGUUCACCAGACUGGUAAAGAGUGGUUCUUUGAGUUAACAUAACAUUUCUGCCAGGCAUCUUUUGUGUAGACACUUUUUGGAAGAUUAACACUUUUGUAACUAGUCUGUCUGGAACCAACAACCAUACCAUAGUUAAAGUGACUGAGACCAUAUUUUCCCAAUUUCCCCAAAGAGGUUUAAAUAUUAGCUGGAGAUAUUGAACUGUAUCAGCAUCAGUGUAUGCUUUGUGUGGCUUUCAAGUAAUUGGAAAAAUCAACAGGUCUAUUGGGUGUAAUUAAUAAAGUGGCUGAUAAAUUUGUAGUUCAAAUACUACAAAUUUAUACUGAAAGAAGUAAUACUGAAAGAAGAUCGAGAGAUACUUUGCUGUCUCAUAUUCUCUUUCAAUGCGUGAAUUGGUUCCAAAAGAUGUGUUAAUGGACAGAGGGAAAUCAAAAAUUACUUGCUGCUGAGUGUGGCUCUUUAUAACUGAUGGUUCAGUAAACAGCUAGUGUUUAUAGAUAGUCUAUUUUUUUCUAAUUUUUAAUGGUGCCAGCAAUUGCUAUGCAAUUAUUUAUUAGUUUUAACCAUUUGUUAUUAAAAUAAGAACACUUCCAUAUUAGUUUUAAGAUACUGAAUAUCUUAGUAGUCAUUAAUAUAUAAAAAGAGGUUGUUUUUUUUUAGUCUGACUGAUGUUUUACUCUAAAAUGCUAUCAGGGUUUAAGAAAUAAUCAAUAAAACUUUUACAACCAGACACUUUAUAUACUAUUGUGUGUACAUUUUAAAACAAUUACUUUAUUUAAAUUGAUCUAAUCAUUCUAGUCCAUUUUCAUUGUCUUCUAAUGGUUUUUGUUUUCACCUCAAAAUUAAGUGUACUUGGGAAGUUAGUUGGGGAAGUUAAUUAGGGAAGAAGAAGCUCUUGGACUUUUGAUAAGAAAAGUUGUGAGAUCAAAUCCCAUCACCACCAAGCUGCCACUCCUGGGCCCUUUAGCAAGGCCCUCAACUGCUCAGUCAGAUGAGGUUUGGAUUAAGGGCAUCUGCCAAAUGCCAUUACUUUAAAUACUUCAAAUGACAGCAUUGCACAUUGCACAGCAUCAUGUUUGGCCUUUACCUUACAUUACACCUGUGAUGUUAAAAGAUUGAACUAUAAGUACAGUUGAUGACCAAUCAAUCCAAAAAGAGAAGAGCAUAUGUUUGUCAUGUUGUUCGAAGCCUGGAGAGGUGAAACAUAGCCUAUUAACAGAUUAAUGUGCUUUCUAACGAAGUUAUAAACAAACCAAGGUUUUCAAAUUUAUAGCAAGACUGACCCAGAUAAGAGCCCUAUUCUAGAUGGUAAGAAUGGUGUUUGGGGGGGAUGGUUGGUCACUGAUGGUGUGUGGCCAAUUGUUGGCUCCAUGCAACAUCUAUGCGAGUGGAAAGGAUUUUAAACGUGCCAUGUUGUUGUUCUCCGCCAGAAAUCAGAAUGCAAAAGAACUCAAAGGCUGCCAGCGAUGAGCUAGCAAGGUCUUGGUAAGACGUGAUUUUUCUGAAGUUUUGAGCAUCCAAAUGAAAGUGUUGGCGCACAGAGCGAGUUGAACGGAUAAGAAAUGUGGCGGUGGGGUUGUGCCAUGGACCCGUGAGAUCUGUGUGUGAUGGGGUUGGCUUGGCAGGCGGGAGGCGAAGCUGCCUGGCUCAGCGUGGCCACUGGUCAGGAACAGAACGAAAGAGAGAGAGCGAGCGAGAGAUGGACUGGCUGUGGUCCACUGGCGCCACAGACCCCUGAGCUGGGGAGAAUGCGGGGGCUGCGCUCCUGCCUUUGAAGCUUUACCUCCCACUAAUUCUGGCCUUCCAAUUUCCACACACUGCGUAGACACCCCCCCCAUCCACCCGCUUAGCCCUCCCUCCCCUUCUCUUUUGUUUCCCUUAUAAGGCCAGGCCUGGCCAUUUCCUCAGCGGGAUUGUACAUGUAUGCGUGUCCGUGGUCAUUGUUUAUGGCAGUAAAACUGAUGAAAAACAAUAACAACUCUUUUUUUAAUGAAAAUGUUUGCGAUCAAACAAUUCGCAUUUAAAUUCGCAAACAAUUCGCAAAAGAUGUCUCCAGUGUCAUUCACUUCACAGGUGUUGCUAAUGUCUGCAGAUAACUUGUUGCACAGAUUUGUGUAUGUUUUAUAUUAUAACUCUUAGCUCAGCUGUUAAGUAUUUUAGCCAGCAAUGUGACUGACCGAUCCACUGCCUGAUAGACCUCAUUAGAGGUGCAGAUUCUAACACGACGGAGGAAUGUGACAAGCAAGACGUGACGUUUCACUCUGGAGAAGUCAUGAAACUGAGUCCUAUUUACCAGUUGCCAGUAAGAAGAUGACGGCUGAGGUCUAAAGCUGGUUGUAAAGUGGUGCCAGGGCCUGGCUGCCAUUGGCUGGCCAUUUUGUCGAAGAAGAGGCUUCUCCCUCAUCUGGGUAUCUAGUGGACUGAGUGUACUAUCUGGCUCCACCUUUGCUAAUCUUCUGUCCCCUCCCCAACCCUACCCCUACCCACCCACAAACACACAUACACUCACACCCUGGGGCUGGACCAUGUCUGGCGGACGGCCGGAGGGCAGCCGGACACCCGAGGCCCAGGACAAGGACAAAGAUAAGGACAAGGAACGGGAGCAGAACAGCUGCAGAGAGAACAGCCCUGUCAUUGAGCGCCGCAAUCGCAGCGGCAUCAUUAGCGAGCCGCUCAGCAAAAGUCUGAAACGGUCUCGCACUCUUUCCCAGUACACCGCCGCUUGCCCACAAAACACCAACGGACUGAGUCAUAAUGGCCAGGCCAAACCCAAGGUCCAGCCUGGCCAGCAAAAUCAGCAGCAACAGCAACAGCAGCAGCAUCCAUCGUCCACGGCUUCAGCUCUGGUCCCUGCCAAAGCGGACCGGAGCCUGGAACAGGCACUUGAAGGACACAACGGCCUACUACACUUUGCCCAGGCAGCAGCGUUGCUUAAGCGUGCAGGCAUGGAGCACAUGCUGCUCCCUGGAGGCAUGGGUGCAGGGGCGGGAGUGGGUGGAGUGGGCAAUGAAGCAGGCUCAGGUGACCUGGAGGGUGCAUCAGCAGGCGACACUGUGGGGAGCCUUACGGACUUCCCGUACGGCAUAAGUGGCGGCUUUCCUUUCAACCCGGCCGGGCUUUUCAUCAUGACGCCGGCCGGUGUGUUCCUUGCUGACAGUGCCCUGCACAUGGCUAGCCUGGCUGAGUAUCCAGCACAUAGUGAGCUGGCCUCGGCCAUAAAUGCCGGCAAAAAGAAGCGUAAACGCUGCGGCAUGUGUGCGCCCUGUCGGCGCAGGAUCAACUGUGAGCAAUGCAGCAGCUGCCGCAACCGCAAGACGGGUCACCAGAUCUGCAAAUUUCGCAAGUGUGAGGAGCUAAAGAAGAAACCAUCUGCUGCACUGGAGAAGGUGAUGCUGCCGACAGGCGCGGCGUUCCGGUGGUUCCAGUAGGGCUGCGAACUCUGACCUUCACCCAAAGCUCUGCCAUCAAGUGCAAUGCUAACUCUUGCUUGGACCGAUUCCAACACCAACACUGGCUAACAAGCAUACAAACUACAUCAAAAAAAGAGGAAACAACCACCAGAAACUUAAUAUAAACACACAAACACGAACACGAACACACACACACACACACACACACACACACACACACACACACACACACACACACACACACACACACAGUACAAGAAAGCAGAAACACUAAAAACGUAAUCAAUCGAAUAAUGGAUGCACCUACUUAUUCCUUGAACCAAAAAUUAAACAUAAUGAAAAAAAAAAUUAUGGCAACUUUCAUUCCCUUUUCUAUGUUUCCAUUUUGGUACCUUUUUGUCCUUUUUCCAGCAGGUUUUUUCUCUCGCUUAAAACAUUGGAACAGUUCAUUGCCAAACAGAAAUGACAGACUUGAGUGUGGACAAUCAACAAAAAUUUCUGUGUUUGGUGUUAAUGUCGUUCACGUGUGGAAAGAUACAGUACUUGUGUAGAGAAUGUAAAUUUUACAGCUAUAUUUUAAAACUAGUGGCUCAUGGCAAGCACUAUUGUAAUUUUAGCACCGUUGUUCUUACUUCAACCUCUGUAUUUUAUUGAUUUUUUUUUAAGUUGAUUUGAAAUUUAUUGUUUGGAAAAACUGAUCAAUGUUUGUCAUUUAUGAAAAAAAAAAGAAAGAAACUAUUUCAAGAUGUAAAAAUAUCCCAUUUUUCUAAAUGGAAAGAAAGAACAAAUAUAUGUUGAGACCCCACAGUAGUGUAUAGUCAGGAUAGAUGACUGUUGUACAUGUGGGGUUGCUACUAAUGGAAGCUCCUUGACCGCCAAACCAUCCAUCUGUCCUAACAUUGAAGUCUGCACUGUUUUGCUGUACGACCGUGGCCAUACUUUUUGUUACAACGUCGCCAGUGUGCAGGUGUGAAUUCAUCCUCCUAAGCACUUGGAGACAGCACUUCUUUCUCUGCCCAAUUAAACGCACUGAAAAUUAUUUUUAUUUUUUUUUUUUUUGUUUUGUUUUGUUUCUUGGUUACUUUUUUUCAUGACAUUGCCAGUAGCUACAUCUUUUAAAAUGAACAGCGAUGUUUGUAAUGGAAUUAGAAGUAUGGGCUGUUUUUUUUGUGAAUAAAAACAAAUGCAUGUAUUUGUGUCAAGAAUUUACAGCUCUGUCUACUUGCAUGGGUUUUUUUUUUUUUUUUUUUUUUUUUGUUUUUUUAAAGAAACAAUCACAAAUGCUUAAAAAAAAUACCCCAAGAGUAUGGAAAUGUUUACAAAUCUUAUAGGUUGUUCAGUUUUCAAAAAGGUAUAAAAAAAAAUUAUAAUAAAAAAACGAUUCGACAAGAACUGUCAUUUUGAAAUGCAA
Silurus meridionalis is the source of this 7567-nucleotide messenger RNA. It is a transcript of the gene cxxc5a, whose product is annotated as CXXC finger protein 5a. The coding region runs from base 5272 to 6174 and encodes 300 amino acids. The record is from RefSeq and is a predicted model, not a curated record. Gene Ontology annotation, molecular function: methyl-CpG binding; zinc ion binding. Lineage: Eukaryota; Metazoa; Chordata; Actinopteri; Siluriformes; Siluridae. The transcript is spliced from 3 exons. Gene Ontology annotation, cellular component: nucleus.